This is a messenger RNA of Centruroides sculpturatus (bark scorpion), 2006 nucleotides long. RefSeq names its product transmembrane protein 64-like. The coding region runs from base 294 to 1214 and encodes 306 amino acids. The record is from RefSeq and is a predicted model, not a curated record. The transcript is spliced from 4 exons. NCBI's taxonomy places the organism in Eukaryota, Metazoa, Arthropoda, Arachnida, Scorpiones, Buthidae.
UUAGAUUUAACGGAAAGUUUUAACAUUAAUAAAAUAACUCAGACGAGAAAAAUAAAAGCCAGACGAUAAAACAGCGUGACAAUAAUCAUAGAGGCGCCUCUAGCGGAGAAAAUUUUAUAGGUGGAAUGAACAGCUGACACGAGUGUACGAUAACGCUGUGAAUUAAUCGAAGCGAAUAUCUUCAGUGGUUGUUUACUUUCUGUUACGGUAUUCUUUAAUCGACAUUAAACUGUUUGUUUACAAAAUUGAUGUCGAGCAGAUUGACUUAAUGAGAGUCCUGAUGGUAGAGAAGAAUGAUGAUAAAUCGAGAAGUGUCUGUAGAUUUACCAAUACUUUUCCCUCCUGCAGUAGAGGAUGUCAAUUUACUUGAGACCGUUCCAGUGGAUUUAAACGUGCAUGGAGAUGGUUCGUCUGUCGCUUCUACCUCGGACGGAUACGUAAUAGCCCCGUAUUCGUUGGCACUGUGCCUUUUAUCCAAAGUGCCUUUUUGCCGUUGUGCGUGUUCGUAUCUAACACCGUGUGUUUUCGUGAUAGUUAUAUGUCUGCUACUCUUUGUCAGCCGCAACUACGUUAAGUACUGUCUCCUGUGGCUGGAUACCCAAGAAGAAUGGAUGGUAUAUCUAAUGUUUGUUAUUUUAUACACGGCUGUUUCUUUUCCCUUUAUGUGGGGUUAUAUACUUUUAAACUUGGCUUGUGGGUAUCAUUUUGGACUCGUACUUGGCAUAUUGGCUUCUGUUGUAGCAGCUUGCGUGGGUGUGAUAGUAGCACAAGUUUUAAUGAAAAAUUUUUGUUUUGAUAUUAUCAAAUCGAAAUUAAUUACAACCACUCUACUACAGUCUGUGCUUUCAUUACUUGAAGGAGGGCAGGCAUUUAAGAUUGUGGUCGUUUCUAGACUUACUCCUAUACCUUUUGGCCUGCAAAAUGCAGUAUUUGCUGUAAGUCGGAUACAUUUAAAUACAUACUUAGUGGCAUCUACUUUGGGAUUAUUUCCGACUCAGUUUAUUAGCGUAUACCUGGGAACGACAUUGAGAUCUAUUGAAGAUGUGUUGACAGAUGAUAAUACUGCAACUACUGGAUAUUUAGUUAUGUUUGUACAGGUGUUUUUAAGUAUUCUGCUGAUAAGUUGUCUAAUCAGACAAGCCAAAUUAGAAUUGAAAAAGAGCGUGAGCCAGAACCUUCAGGAAGUUUACGUUACAAAAGACCUCAGAAGAUAAUUUGGUAAUGCGAAGAAUUAUAAAUUAAUUUGAGUUCAGCAAAGCCAACAUGGAAUACUUAAAACAAAUAUUGCAUGUAGUCUAUUGAGAAUUAUGUAUGUACAGUACAUUAUACACAACAAACAUAAAGAAGAAUGCACAAAAUCAAAAAAAUAUAUAUAAAUAUUCACCCAUUAAAUUAAUCAUUAUUUAUUAAUACUGUUAUGCAUCAAUUUUGCACAUAAUCUGUGAUAAAUAAAAUUGUGUAAAUAAUUCACCCUGGCAACUUUUAAUCCUGCUCGUUGCGUCAACAUUCCAGACACCGGUUCCGAAAUUGCAUCUUUCUUAAUCUCCCGGCAAGAAUUUGACCCUAGAGCAUUUUAAUUUGCUAUUGGAAUGACACGCCCAACAAAUUGAUAUUUGUGAUUCAGACACUAGUAAAAAGGAUUAAUGGCAAAACAAAUUUUUUAUACAUAAAAUAUUUGAUAAAUUAAUUGAUUAUUAAUGUUCAUAUAUACAGUAUAUAUUAAUUAAUAAUUUUAAUCUCAAUUAUAAAUUGUUGUAUAUUUAUAUUUGUAAAACAUUGGUACUAAUUGUUACGGCCUGCCUAUUUCCGAAAUCUUUGCAGAAAUUAAUGCAUUCAAGCGAUAGUCGAGAGCCUCGAACGGUAGGUCCCGCACACAUUAAAAUAUCUGUUGAAGAUCUAUAUAAAUGUUAUUGAAAAAUCUGUUUAAAAAUCCCUCAAUAAAGAAUGAAACUUAUGUAAUUUGUAAGAACAUAAUGUUUGCAAAAAUAAAAGUUUCUGCAGAUUAA